UUUAAACUGAUGUUUACUUUUUAGUGUUGUCGUUCCUAAGGAAAUAUUCAAAUGCAUAGGUAUGGUUUUUUUUAUUGUCAGUAAAAUAUUUUGCACUUUUUUUUCUUUUCGAUUGCACCUAGUAAAAUGAACAUAAAUCGAUUAGUACACUUUAGGUUGUUUUGUACUGCUACUCUGAGGAAUAAUAACGUUCUUGAGCAUGACAUUAAAAGUAAUCGUUUUGUCUAUCACAUUGCUCAUGUUCCAGGAAACCGUAUUGCUAAAAUUGAGUACAAAAAAGUAGAUGAUUUAUUAGUCUUGCAUCACACAUACGUUCCAGUUGCACUUAGAGGAAAAAAGAUUGGGCAUUCUAUUGCUAAAGAAGUCUUUGAUUAUUUGUGGAAGCGCAAAAUCAAUGUAGCACUAUAUUGUCCUUUUUUGAUAAAAUAUGUUAUAGAACACCCUAGCCCCCAAUUGAAUGACAUUUUAGAGGAAUUACCUACUAUAGAUACAAGUCCGUUUGAGUAUACUGAAGAUAUUACAUGGUAGUGGAAAGUGUAUUUGAAUUUCAAAUGAAUUAUGAAAAUUUUUUUAUAAUCUAAUAUAAAUCAUUUACGGAUACCAUCUAAACAACAAUCAUGGAAUUUGAACUUAUUCAAUAUUACCUAAGAAAUAAGUUUUACUAUAGUGCUCAAAUUGCAGCAUCUAGUGCUCUAGACAGCAAUAAAGGGUCAGUUUACAAAUUAUAUUAUGGAGUUUCAUUAAUUCUUCAAAAGAAUAUGUCGAAGGGAUUGUCAAUACUGGAUUCUCUAACAAAUAAUGAUUUACUUGGAUUAGCUUCUGUUUUGUCUAUGAUAUUUGCACACAAACAGUUUGAGUUCCCUGAUAUUAAUGCUAUAAAAAAUCUAGAACUCGCUACUGAAGAUUACAAUCUUGCCGAAGACGUAUUAUUUCACGCAGCAUACGUUUGUAUUCUUUGUGAAAAUUUGGAGGAAGCCAAGUUAUACGUUGAUCGUAUUCUGUCUGAUUUUCCCAGUUCAGUUCAUGGUUUUUUGGUUAAAGGAUGGUUAGAGCUGAAAAAUAAUAAUCUUAAAAGUUCCAGAAGUUGCUUCAGAGCGGUUUUGUCUCAGAACAACGAUGCUGUUGACGCAUACCUUGGAGAAGUCGCAACAGUUGAAUCAGAUGAUGCGAUUUAUAUGUUGAAUCAAAUUAUUGUUAAAUUACCAAACUUUCUACCGCCGCUUAUUGAAAAAUUGAAUAUGUGUAUGAGAAUUCAAGACUGGCCUCAAGUUCUAGAAACAAUUGACCGUAUUAUAGUUAUACAACCAAAUUGUUCAGUUGCUUUAAUGACUCAAAUUAUGCACAGCAUAGUCGUAAAUGGAAAAUAUGAUGAAAUACCAGAUCGGUUUUUUGAAAUUGUAGAAAAUUCAGAACCGUGUGCCCAUAUUUUUAUACAGUGGUCUUCUACAUUAGUUCGUAUUUGCUGUCAACACUGUGGAAUUGUUAAUGAGUGCAUUCGUGCUACACAAAUUGCUACUAAUAUGGAUCCAAGCGUUAGUAACAAAUUAGAAUUAGCGUAUCAGACACUAUUAUCUGGACAGCAUAGCGAAGCCAUCAGGCUAUAUAACGAACUCUCAAAUGACGACGAAUCACGUCCAAAAGCUAUUGAAGGAAUAAUUCUAUGUCAAAUCGCAAUGAAUGAAAUGUCUACACAAGUUGAAGAAAAAAUUAGUUUAUUAAACGAAAUCGGGGGAGAAUUGAAAUCUAACGAGCUGAUUUUUAUGAACGCUUUGUGUACGAGUGAUGUAAAUUUAAAAACAAAUUUAAUCAAAUUGGCGAUCGACAAGUUAUUUAAUUCUGUUGAAAACUUACCGUAUGGUCUAGAAUAUUUGACCAAACUCAAUCCGGCCAUGAUUUUGUUUUUCCUUAAAUAUAUAUCCGAUAAUAGUUAUAAAGAAACGACUUUGGAUAAACUGUUAAAAAUGUGUCCUGGUCUUAUUGAUUGUUGGAUAAUGUUGGCUAGCGUGCAAAACACAAGCAAAGCAUAUCAAUCUCUAGAAAAAGUCUUGGAAAUGGAUUCUACUAAUAUUGAUGCACACCUUAUGAUAGCCAACCUCAUGAUACGAGAAGGUGAUUUUUCAAACGCCGCUAAAAGCUUAGACUCGGGUCUCAGUUACAACCUUUCAAUCGGCGAAUUGCCUUUAUACCAUAUGCUUAACGGAUUAAUACACGAACAUUACAAACGACAUGAAGAGUGUAUUCGAGCUUUUGAAAAUGCAUUAAAACAUUUAACAAACGAACCUACUCUUAGUGCACGAGAUUUAACCACGUUAUAUAUUUCUUUGAUUCAAAGUUAUUGUAUAAGUGAAAAAAUCGACAAUGCAAACACAACCUUACAAAGUGCUUACAAUAGUUUAAUACUAAAAGGCACCGAAUAUGAAAAAGACUUAAAAUUAGCCGAAGCUAAUAUCGCAUUAUACAAAAACAAUACUAGCAGUGCGCUAGCGAUUUUGAAUGGUAUUAGUCCUGAUCAACACACAUAUAUUAAAGCUCAGGAAAUAAAAGCUGAUAUUUAUUUAAAGAGCAAUCUAGAUCCAGUUGAGUAUGCAGAGUGUUACAAGAAGUUAGUCGAUUCACAUCCCACCAUACAGAACAUGAUUAAUAUGGCAGAUGCAUAUUUAAAAAUUCAGGAACCAGAUGAAGCUGUUAAAGUCAUCAAAAACGCAUUAACCUUAAAAAACAACCCAUCUGUUUGUUUAAAAGUAGCUAAAGUACUAGUUGCAGCUCAUCGGUACACAGAAGCAAUAAAUUAUUACAACAAAUCUGGUAAAGAUGGUGCAAUUGAAUUGGCAAAUCUAUUAAUCAAAUUGAAUCAGUGUGAUAUGGCAAUAAAAGUUCUGGGGCCGCUUCCGUUGGAAGUGAAAGUUAUGCCAAUGUCGUAUGCUUUGGAAAAAAAAGGAAAUUUAGAAGAAACAUUGGACAUGCUUAAACAAUGUUCCUACUUGGAAAACCAAAACACAACUACGCGAUUGAAUAUUUUAAGACGUAGUGGUGAAAUAGCACAAAAAUUAGGUAAACACGAUUUGGCUAUUGGAUUAUACAAACAAGCACUUGUUCCGGUUGAAGUGGACAGUGAUGAAGCUAACGAAAUUAAGAUAAAGUUGGCCAACUUAUACAUGGAAGUAAACGAUUGGACUUCCUGUGAAAUUAUAUGCUCGUCGUUGCUUAAAGACAAAAACAAUGAUUUAGCACUUUUGAUAAUAGCAGACCUAUCGUUUCGACGCUGUGAUUUUAUUACGGCCAAAAAACAUUUCUGCAAGCUUCUGGAAAAACAUCCUACCAACUGGGCGGCUUUAGCCCGUCUGGUAGAGGUUGGUCGGAGAAUGGAUUCUCUAGAAGAACUAAAAACUACUAUGACGGUUACUUAUAAGCACAACAACCAGGCAGGUUUCCAUUAUUGUUUUGGCCUCUAUUGUUGGUACACGGCAAUCAUUAACGACGCGAUGGAACAUUUUAAUUUGGCCAAAAACGAUGUUGAAUGGGGACAACAAUCAUUGCACAAUAUGGUGCUUAUUUGUCUGGAUGAAGCAACUUUGAACUUAAGCCUAGCAAGCAAACUAAUAGAGGAUAUGAAACCUAAUACACCGGAGGAACAGAACAAUUUAAAGUUAUUAUCCACUUUUAUAUUGUUAUUGUCCAAAGACAAACAGUCUGUUGAAAAGGCAAUGAAUUUAUUUACUGAAAUGUCGCAGGAGUCUUACAAGAUUGCUGCGACAUUGGGCAUGGCUAUAGCGUUUGUUUAUCAAAAACAGGUGCAAAGAGCCCGUAACGUUUUGAAAAGAGUGGCAAAGUCGACAUGGCAGUUUGAAGAAGCCGAUUACUUGGAACGUAGUUGGUUACUUUUGGCCGAAUUGUACUUUCAGUCUGGCAAAACCGAUAUUUCUGUUGAACUAAUUAAAAAAGUGUUAGUCUACAAUAAGUCUUCAGUAAAAGGUUUAACGCUUAUGAGUGCUAUCGCCGAAAAAGAACAAAAAUAUGACGAUGCAGUCAGUCAUUACAAAAGAGCGUGGGCACUGUGUGGGCAAAAGGACUUUAAAAUUGGGUACAAGUUGGCAGUGGUAUUAUACAAAAACAAACAGUACACUAAAUCUGUCGAACUGUGUUUCGAUUUAAACACUACUAAUCCAGAACAAAUUAAAUUAAAAAAAGAAAUUUUCGACAAAGCGAGACAUUGUUUACGUUCUCGAUGAUUAAUUUUUUUUUUAUUAUUAUUAUUAACGAUCUCAUAUAUUUUUCUACAUCACUACUAUUCUAGUAUUAAGUAAAACAUAUGUAUAAUUUUAUACUAUUUUACAGAAUUUAGAUCUAACAUUAAAUGAUCAAAAAUUUCAUUU
Molecule: messenger RNA, 4373 nt
Organism: Adelges cooleyi (spruce gall adelgid)
Lineage: Eukaryota; Metazoa; Arthropoda; Insecta; Hemiptera; Adelgidae
Product: tetratricopeptide repeat protein 21B-like
Exons: 17
Coding region: 618-4229 (1203 amino acids)
Biological process (GO): intraciliary retrograde transport; protein localization to cilium
Cellular component (GO): intraciliary transport particle A
Molecular function (GO): protein binding
Source: RefSeq, a predicted model, not a curated record